Messenger RNA from Oncorhynchus mykiss (rainbow trout), 1648 nucleotides. The record is from RefSeq and is a predicted model, not a curated record. NCBI's taxonomy places the organism in Eukaryota, Metazoa, Chordata, Actinopteri, Salmoniformes, Salmonidae.
UGUUGUACAAGCGUUUAACACAAGAAGACUGGAGCAGUCCACAGUUCACCAACCACCCUGGAAACGAACUCUGGCAGUAAAUUUUGAGGAUUAUAUUGGUGUUUGUGCAUAGAAACGAGAAGCUAUCAUGGAUUUUCUCAAUCAUAACUAUUUGAGUGCGCGCAACCCAUAUGACUAUACAUUUAAUUUUUGGAACGACUAUCUGGGUCUGUCGACGUUGGUCACGAAGAAUAACAAGCACAUGAUGCCCGAAAGCCCAAACUCCAUCACCGAGUCCCUGAAAGCAACUCUGGGUUUGGAUGACUCCCCAGCAUGUGCGUGCGUAAUCUCGGGCAGUGGUGAAGGCGGACACCUGGACUGCUGUUGUCCAUCUGUGAGCCCCCUGCCUACCUCCAUCCUGGACUUGAAGGAGCGCUUUUCAAUUCUGAGCCCAUUCCAAAACCAAAUCGGUGGUGUCCCACUACAAGACCGGGACUUGGGCUUCGGGGGAAGCUUUGCAGGAUUUGACCUGUUCGGAGUGGAGAGGAAGAUGCGUAAGCCAACGUCGAGGAAUAAACAGGAGCCCAAAAUCUGUGUCUUCUGCAGGAAUAACGGUGCGCCGGAGGAGGUGUAUGGCUCCCACGUUCUGAAGACACCGGACGGGAGGGUGGUGUGCCCCAUUCUUCGGGCUUAUACAUGCCCUCUUUGUAGCGCCAAUGUCACCAACAGAGGACUGCACUGGGGAUUCAAGGAGUGCUCUGCAAUGGUGGAGUCAGGAGGACAAUUCACGUUGAGAAAAUAGUUGGAUAGCGCAAAUGAAUGUUAUUAAACAAGCUUUUCUAAAAACCCAUGUAUUAGCCCCUUUUUGCAUUAUUUCCCUGAAUAAAUCCAAAAAGAUGCAAAACUAUUGUGAAUGUACGAUGAAAAGUUGUCAGUUGCAGGACUGCACAUUUCUGACAGUUAUGUUUACCAAAGGAUUAUACAAUUUUAGUGAAGUGAAGUGAGGAAGAGAGUAUUGUAUAUAAAGUUGAGUGACGUUUAUUCAGCAUUUUAACAUUUCAAGUGACUUCAGAGGGUUCUACCUCAACAGGAUUUUGUACUUACAUGUAAAAUGUCAACAGCAGUUUAUUAAUAUAGUGCUGCCAUUUAUAAUAAGGGGUUUUUAAUAGUAUUUUUGAUCUUUGUAUAACAUAAUUGUAUUUUUUUUUCCUGCAUUCAAACAUGACAAAAGUGAAUUUCCAAUAAGCUUCAAGCAUUCCUCGCCAAAAAGAUGAUGGUCUGUGCAUAGUGAUAUUCAUACAUUUUAAAUUUAAUUGUUCAAUGUUACAUUCUUGAGGGUGUGUGCAAGAGGAUGGAAUCUAUUGAAAACCAUUCACAAUCUGCCACUUUUAAUAUAAGUUUUCUGAUGAAAUGAAAUUAGAAAAUUAACACUGUUGAACUUUGUUAUUUGUAUUUUACCACAAUUUCCAUGUAUGCUGCCUGUGCAGAAUAAAAUGAUCUGAAUUAAUUAGAGAAAGAAACAUCUCCUCAAAUAUUUUAGCUCAUGCCUUGAUUUCAUUGAUCAACUUGAUAGACAUAUACCUCAUUCACCAGUUUACAUAAACAGUAUGCUAUUGCUAUUGCUAGAUAUUCAAUGUAGGCUUGAAAAUUCCAUUAAAGGUUGCACAUA